Molecule: messenger RNA, 2779 nt
Organism: Cuscuta campestris
Lineage: Eukaryota; Viridiplantae; Streptophyta; Magnoliopsida; Solanales; Convolvulaceae
Source: the annotation of a GenBank genome assembly
CAACCCUUCACGGCUCUCUCACCGGCCUCUAUAUAAGUAACCCUCUUCAAUUCCCCCCUCCUCACUACUCUCAACACUUCAAUGAUACAUAUGAUAUGAUCAACAAAUACAAUUACAUGCAUACAAUUGGUGUUAUUAAUAUGGGAUAUAAAUUCAAUAUUAAUAAUGUCACAAAACACCUCCAUCUCAUGCUCUUCUUCAUCCUUUACUCAACCAUCCAUUUGCAAACAUCGUCCUCGCAAAACCCGCCUUCGCUAGCGUGCGAUCCGAGCAAUGGCGCGACGAAGGCGUUGCCCUUUUGUCAGACCAGUCUUCAGAUACAGGCCAGGGUCAGGGACCUGAUCGGACGGCUGACGUUGCAGGAGAAGAUCAGGCUCCUGGUGAACAACGCUGCCCCGGUGGAGCGGCUGGGCAUCAGGCGCUACGAGUGGUGGAGCGAGGCGCUACACGGGGUGUCAAAUGUGGGCCCCGGGACCACCUUCGGGGGAAAGUUCCCGGGGGCCACAAGCUUCCCGCAGGUCAUCACCACCGCCGCCGCGUUCAACUCCUCCUUGUGGGAAGCCAUUGGACGAGCGGUGUCGGACGAAGCAAGAGCAAUGUACAACGGAGGGGCGGCGGGGCUAACGUUUUGGAGUCCAAACGUGAACAUAUUGAGAGACCCGAGGUGGGGGAGGAGCCAGGAAACACCCGGCGAGGACCCCAAAUUGGUAGCCCAAUACGCCGUGAGCUACGUCAAGGGCCUCCAAGGCGCUGAUGACAACACCAAUCGCCUCAAAUUGGCCGCUUGUUGCAAGCACUACACCGCCUAUGACCUUGAUGAUUGGAAAGGAUUUGAUCGCUACCACUUUGAUGCCAAAGUAAGUGCCCAAGACAUGGAGGACACCUAUAAUGUGCCCUUCAAAGCGUGUGUAGUGGAAGGGAAGGUGGCGAGUGUGAUGUGCUCCUACAAUAAAGUUAAUGGCAAGCCCACUUGUGCUGACCCUAAUCUCUUGCGUGGUACCAUCCGUGGUCAAUGGCGCCUCAAUGGAUACAUAGUUUCCGAUUGCGACUCUGUUGGUGUGAUGUUUGACCAACAACACUUCACAACCAAACCUGAAGAUACAGUUGCUGCUACUAUCAAAGCCGGCUUGGAUUUGGACUGUGGGCCUUUCUUAGCAGUCCACACAGAGGAAGCCAUUCGGGCCGGAAAACUCAGCGAAGCUGACGUCAACAAUGCCUUAUCUAACACAAUAACGGUCCAGAUGAGAUUGGGCCUAUUUGACGGAGCUAAACAGCCCUACAGUUACUUGGGCCCAAAGGAUGUGUGUAGUUCAGCCCAUCAACAAUUGGCCCUGCAAGCCGCCCAAGAAGGCAUAGUUCUGCUUAAGAAUACUGGACGGUCUUUGCCAUUAUCUCCCCAGCGUCACCGAACCAUUGCAGUAAUUGGGCCGAAUGCGGAUGCCACUGUUACUAUGAUUGGCAAUUAUGCUGGUGUUCCAUGUGGGUACACAACGCCGGUGCAAGGAAUAACAAGAUACUCCAAAGUGGUUCACCAGCCGGGCUGCGUGGGCGGCGUCGCGUGCACCAGCAAUCAAAACUUUGGACUGGCAGAGAUCGCCGCGCGCCACUCAGAUGCCACAGUCAUCGUGGCGGGGCUGGACCAGUCCAUCGAGAGGGAAGCCAAAGAUCGCGAGAGCCUCCUUUUGCCAGGGCUCCAACAAGAGCUCGUGUCCAGAGUCGCUAAGGCCUCUAGAGGACCAACCGUGUUAGUACUGAUGUCCGGUGGUCCCAUCGACGUCUCUUUUGCUCGCGAUGAUCCUAGGGUUUCUGCCAUUUUGUGGGCUGGCUAUCCAGGCCAAGCCGGCGGCGCUGCCAUUGCUGAUAUCUUGUUUGGAGCCAUUAAUCCUGGUGGAAAGCUACCAAUGACAUGGUACCCACAAGAAUAUGUAGAUAAGGUGCCAAUGACAAACAUGGAAAUGAGAGCUUCAUCAGGAGGGUACCCUGGGAGAACAUAUAGGUUCUACAAAGGCAAAGUGGUUUUCCCAUUUGGAGCUGGACAUAGCUACACCAGAUUUAAGCAGAGCUUAGCACAGGCCCCAUCCACCUUUUCCCUACCCCUUUUAUCUUCUUCAAAAACCUCUUCACUUGACAAUAACAACAAUAUGACGACAAUGUCUUCUUCGUCGAACCUGGGUAUUAAGGUUUCCCACACAAACUGUGACUCCCUCAACAUAGAUCUACAUAUUGAUGUGAAGAACAUAGGGGAAAUGGAUGGAACUCAUACAGUUCUAGUCUUUUCUUCCCCACCCAAUAACACUUCUAACAUUGUCCUCCCCACUAAGCACUUGGUGGCAUUUGAAAAAGUUCAUGUCAUGGCUGGAGCUCAAAAAAGGGUUAUGCUCUCUAUCAAUGUAUGCAAGCAUCUGAGUGUUGUUGAUGAAUUCAGGGUUCGAAGAAUUCCAAUGGGAAAGCAUGGCCUUCAUAUGGGCAAUGAUCAGGAUGAUGAUGACCAUUCUUUAUACUUACAAGUCAUGGUAUAGAAAAAAGGCUCUUGAAUAUUAAUGUAUGUUGUUUAAAGACAGAAUUAAAGCUUUUUUACUGUAUAUUUCAAUUGUUUCAAACACUUCUUCAGGAUUACUGUAUGCUUCUCUUCUACAAUUUAAAAGGGAGAAGCACCAAUUGUAAAAAGCAUACUUGAUAAAAUGUCAUGGUGAAUGUGAAUCCUACAAAGGCAUGCUAAUUUCUAAAUUGCCUUGCCAUUAUAAUAUAUAUUAAACAAGUAUAAAGUUGAUUUGUAUGU